Molecule: messenger RNA, 247 nt
Organism: Entrophospora candida
Lineage: Eukaryota; Fungi; Glomeromycota; Glomeromycetes; Entrophosporales; Entrophosporaceae
Source: the annotation of a GenBank genome assembly
AUGAGUAAAAUUUUCAACUUAUUACGUAAACUACUCACCAAACUAAAUGAGUUAAAUGAACCAAUCAAUUCAAGCAAAUUAUUUGACGCAUUAAAAACAAUAGAAAAUUGUACCCGUUGUAAAGAAUUUCCACAAGGAAUUUAUUUUGAUUUACUUUAUGUACCAUUAAAUAAACUAGAAAAGGUCUCAGAAGAAUUAGAUAAGGAAGAAAAUGAAAAUAGGAGAGCAGAAAUAAUCCAUCAAUUAG